Dujonia railenensis is the source of this 879-nucleotide messenger RNA. NCBI's taxonomy places the organism in Eukaryota, Fungi, Ascomycota, Pichiomycetes, Serinales, Debaryomycetaceae. The record is from the annotation of a GenBank genome assembly.
AUGUCCUUUAACGAUCUUGAAGCUGCAGAGUCGCCUCGGUACGUCGACUUCCCAGAGUUUGAAGGCUAUUCCCAGGCGAUAGAGAACAAUUUGUACAACAUCAAUAACAACCAAAUCCCAGCGUUAAAGAAACUUCUCACACAGUAUGACCAGCUAUUGGCAGAACUUGAUACUUUUGACUUGGAUAAGAUUCAAAAGAUAUCCACGAAAAUGUCUGGGCUUGUGACCAAGACGACAUCCAGCUUUAAGAAUGUCAACGACAGUGCAACCAAGCUAAACCAGUACUUGAAUGAAUGUGCCAGCAAUCACGAAGACGAUGAUACGUUGGAAUAUCUUAGGCAGAAGGAAACUAUAUUGAUAAGUUUAAUAAAAUCUAGCAUAAACCAAUUUCUGAAGCAGCAAAAGAAGAUCGAAGCUGUGGAAAAAGAGGUGAAGAAGAGACAGGAGAGCAGCGUGGCAGCACUGGAGCAUCCUGGUAGCGCCAGUGCUAGUGAUGGUGCCAUAGGUUCAGGAACCGCGGGCUCUGACCAAGUACAACAGUCCAUACAAAUUGACUAUGAGCCAGUAAACGCCGAGGAGUUGGAGGAACAGUCGCUACUCAUACAGGAACGUGAAAGAGAAAUACACCAGAUAUCACAGGAUAUAACAGAGAUCAACGAUAUCUUCCUGAACUUGCACGAAUUGGUUACAGAGCAACAAACAACGAUAGACAGCAUAGAGGAUAACAUUCUUCAGUAUUCUGACGAUGCCAGAGGUGCUACCGUAGAGCUCAGAAGGGCUGAGCGGUAUCAGAAGAGAAAUAGUGGCAGAAUGAUGUGCUGCUUGGCGAUAUUGUUGGGUGUUCUAGGCAUGAUAAUAUUCAUAGGAGUUGUGCUAUAA